UAUCCUUCAACACAGAAACAAUCAUAACUGGCUAGCUAUCUGAAGAACGAUCAUUUGGCUAAGCAAGAAGUUACUAAGCUUGUGAGUGUACACUAUGGAAUAGAAUGGAGAAGCCAUUUGUUUAUCAUAGCAACAUGUGAUGGCAGCUAACUACUUUCCUCAAUGAAUGUCAGUUCAAAUGCCUUGGGGGUCAGGAGAUUAGAAAUCCCUCGUGUGAUGCUCGAAAUGUAGUCUGCCGGUUCUUUUUGUACAAUACCUUCUCGAAGAGGGAAGCUUGUGAGUUCGGAGAGAAUCCCAUAUGUUCUUUCUCUGAAAGUAAAAGCAAUGGUAUUGCGGAAAUGUUUGCUAGUUAGCAUGCUAAUGUUGGAUAAAUAUCUAGCUAACUUGACCUCGACCCUGUCGCUGCAGUGUUCAAAUUUUCACCCUCUUGUAUGGUUUCGAGUUUUUUUUAAACAACCGAUUCUUUUCUUUCUCAUUCAGCAUAUGGACCAGAGCCUAAAGCGGCAGUGAUACAGUACUUGCGCAUUAUCAGGCAUUACUUAUUUAUACGUGUUGCUGUCAGCGUCUGUUUGGUUACUUUUAUACAAAACCAAAGAUUCUUAUAACUAACACAUUGUUCUAUCCUUGUCCGAGCCACAGUUGGCGCUACUGCUAACACCUCUCCUGGGCUGGAUUUUUGCUAUUUUUGAAAAUAAUAUAUUUUUAAUCAUGAUGCAUGCAUCUGCCUAUGUGACAAAGUUGGUGCUUUCAUCCGAGCCGAACAAUUUAUUUUUCGCUUAAGGCGAAAAUGUCCAACCUUCUUCAGGCUCCUCCACAUAUACGUCAGAAGGUCAUCAGCGGGAAAGGUCACAGGCAAUGCAACCAAGAUGGCGGCCUCCUUGUGUCACUGUUAUCAGCUGUGUGUCAGAAGAAGUUUGCUUGUCUCCAGUCCUUCAUAUUUGCUCCUACACAACAGACCUCACGUAUACAGGAUAUGUGGGUCUCUCACAAGUUCUUUACAGGUACGAUAUGCAUCAGACAGGGGAGGUGGCCGAAAGGGCUUCUUUGGGGGGUUCUUGGACAACCUCAAACAGGAACUCAGCAAGAACAAGGAAAUGAAGGAGAACAUCAAGAAGUUUCGUGAGGAAGCCAAAAAGUUGGAGGAAUCAGAAGCUCUGAAGCAAGCUCGGAGGAAAUAUCAAACCAUAGAGUCUGAAACUGUGAAGACGUCUGAAGUUCUGAAGAAGAAGUUAGGGACCUUCUCAGAGACUGUGAAAGAGGGUCUGGAAGAGGUCAGUCGUACAGAUAUAGGGAGGAAGAUCAAGGAGGGCGUGGAGGAAGCAGCGAAGACAGCCAAGACGUCUGCGGAGUCUGUGUCCAAGAGUGGAGAGAAACUGGGAAAGACCGGUGCCUUCAGGGCAAUAUCUCAGGGUAUAGAGAGUGUGAAGAAGGAGAUUGAUGACCUUAAUCAGAGUGGGCCCUACCGGGCCCCCAAAAGACUACGGAAGAGGAGUGACUUUUCAUCUAAGGCUGCAGAAAAUGAGAACAAGGUCUUCGAGGCCAAUGAGGAGGCCAUGGGGGUGGUGCUGCACAAGGACUCCAAAUGGUACGCACAGUGGAAGGACUUCAAGGAUAACAACAUGGUUUUCAACAGGUUCUUCGAAAUGAAGAUGAAAUAUGACGAGAGCGAGAAUGCCCUCGUCAGAGCGUCUCGUGCCGUCACAGAUAAAAUGACCGACCUCCUAGGUGGGCUCUUCUCCAAGACCGAGAUGUCUGAGGUGCUGACAGAGAUUCUGAAGGUGGAUCCGUCAUUCGACAAAGAUGUCUUCCUCAAGCAGUGUGAAUUGGACAUCAUACCCAACGUCCUGGAGGCUAUGAUCCGAGGGGAGCUGGAGGUUCUGAAGGACUGGUGUUAUGAAGCGACUUACAGCCAGCUGGCCCACCCCAUUCAACAGGCCAAGGCUAUGGGCCUGCACUUCCACUCUAAGAUCCUGGACAUAGACAACAUUGAUCUGGCCAUGGGGAAGAUGAUGGAGCAGGGCCCGGUGCUGAUCAUCACCUUCCAGGCCCAGCUGGUCAUGGUGAUCCGCAACACUAAAGGAGAUGUCAUAGAGGGAGACCCUGACAAGGUGCUGAGGAUGAUGUACGUGUGGGCCCUGUGUCGAGACCAAGAGGAGCUCAACCCCUACGCAGCCUGGAGACUCCUGGAUAUCUCUGCCUCCAGCACUGAACAGAUCCUCUGAGACCAACACACACAUACACCCAGGGCUGGAAGACUGAGGAGCAUGGAAUUUCCACAGGGACAUGAACAAGCAGUGCGGACCCUUUCAGCAACCCAGCUAACUCCUCCUCCAGCAUGGUUUUGGGUGGCCCACUGGGGACUGUCUCUUAUGGCUGCCCCUCAUGUACCAGACUGGCAGUGUUCACAGACCAGGAUAGAGGAGACCCAGACUGGAUAGACCUGUGUUCCCACUGGGUGACUCUAGGGGCAGUAGUCCACUCAGAGCAGUCGCUCUGUCCUUCUGUCUGUCACACCAUAGUCAGAUAAGUUGAUACUGUCCUCCUCCUCUCCCAGACAUAAUUCUGUUAACUGGAGGAUUGACGAUAAAGUGAAGGGUGUCUUUAAUGCUUCUCUGUCGAUCCCUUCCCAGUUUGGGGAGGACAUUUUGGAUGCCAUGUGGUCCACCAGUGCCCUAUACACACAUUUUCUAUGAUAGCCCAGUCUAAUUAUUGAAUUGAGAAAAUCUAUAUUUAUUAUUAAAAAAAAUAAAAACCCUGCUUCACCUUCAGACAUCUUGUUUGAGGAGUUUUUUUGUACCCAUUUGCUGUAAAAUGUUUAGGCUUGCCUUAAAUAAACUUGGACAUUUCUGCUGAUAUUUUUGACGGCAAACUGUUUAUUAUUAAAACCUCAACGAAUUGGGACUUCAAUGUAUGGCAUGAGCUUUUUAUUUUUUAGAGGACAUAAAUCCUAAAAGAUUUUCUGUUGCACCAAAUAUUAACACUAUUGUUUUAGUGUCACUAAUUAGCAUUCAGCCAUUUAGCAUCUGUGAACUUGGUGGUAUGGCACACAGUCGAUUUGGAAUUCCAUUGUUUUUUAUAAGGCCUCCAAACAACGCCAUGCUGCUAAACAGUCCUAACACAAUGGUGCCACGCAAGGGGCUAGUCAGACCUCAUUAUUAAUACAGACGUUUAUGUACACGUGGAUCCACCACUCUUCUGACAAGUCAUUGUAUUGUGAUUUGCUGCUAUUUAGCUUUUUUUCCCCCCAGAGAUCAAUGUAUGUCAUACUUGAGUGUUUGUUUUUAUAUCAAGCCCACUUGGCAUAGACAGAAGGCUCCACAUACUGGUGAAUUUUUAUGAUGGUAGUUUCUCGUUAUGUCAUGGCCAAAAUGAGUCAAAUUAAUAAACUUUUCUAAAUUCCAA
Molecule: messenger RNA, 3402 nt
Organism: Salmo salar (Atlantic salmon)
Lineage: Eukaryota; Metazoa; Chordata; Actinopteri; Salmoniformes; Salmonidae
Product: mitochondrial import inner membrane translocase subunit TIM44
Biological process (GO): protein import into mitochondrial matrix
Cellular component (GO): mitochondrial inner membrane
Molecular function (GO): protein-folding chaperone binding
Source: RefSeq, a predicted model, not a curated record